This is a messenger RNA of Onychostruthus taczanowskii (white-rumped snowfinch), 3586 nucleotides long. It is a transcript of the gene DBR1, whose product is annotated as debranching RNA lariats 1. The transcript has 8 exons. The coding region runs from base 32 to 1648 and encodes 538 amino acids. The record is from RefSeq and is a predicted model, not a curated record. Gene Ontology annotation, biological process: mRNA splicing, via spliceosome. Lineage: Eukaryota; Metazoa; Chordata; Aves; Passeriformes; Passeridae. Gene Ontology annotation, molecular function: RNA lariat debranching enzyme activity. Gene Ontology annotation, cellular component: nucleus.
GCGCCGCGCCCGCUCGUUGCAGCGGUCGGCGAUGAAGGUGGCGGUGGCCGGGUGCUGCCAUGGCGCCCUGGACAAGAUGUACGAGACGCUGGAGCUGCUGCAGCGGCGCCACAACGUGCGGCCCGACCUGCUGCUCUGCUGCGGGGACUUCCAGGCCGUGCGGAACGAGGCGGACCUGCGGUGCAUGGCCGUGCCGGCUAAGUACCGGCACAUGCAGACCUUCUACCGGUACUACUCGGGCGAGAAGAAAGCCCCGGUGCUCACCGUGUUCAUCGGCGGCAACCACGAGGCUUCCAACCACCUGCAGGAGCUGCCCUACGGCGGGUGGGUCGCGCCCAACAUCUACUACUUGGGUUACGCGGGCGUGGUGCGGUUCCGCGGCGUCAGGAUCGGCGGCAUCUCGGGCAUCUUCAAGUCUCACGACUACCGGAAAGGCCACUUUGAGUGCCCACCAUACAACCAGCAGACCAUCAGAAGUGCUUACCAUGUGAGGAAUAUUGAGGUCUUCAAACUCAAACAGCUGAAGCGUCCCAUCGACAUAUUUAUGUCACAUGACUGGCCAAGGAGCAUCUAUCACUAUGGAAACAAGAAACAGCUCCUCAAAAUGAAAUCCUUCUUCCGUCAAGAAGUGGAGAGCAACACGUUGGGAAGCCCUGCUGCUUCAGAGCUUCUGCAGCACCUGAAACCCACCUACUGGUUCUCAGCACAUCUCCACGUUAAAUUUGCAGCUUUCAUGCAACACGAGACAAACUCCAAAGAAGAGUUACCAAAAGCAACCAAGUUUCUGGCUCUGGAUAAAUGCUUGCCACACAGAGACUUCCUGCAGAUAAUAGACGUGGAGCAUGAUCCCAAUGCAGGAGACUCGCUGGAGUAUGAUGCUGAGUGGAUUGCAAUCCUCAAGGCCACCAACAAUCUUGUUAAUGUGACCCAGAGCUCCUGGAACAUGCCUGAAAAUAAUGGCCUCCAUGCCAAGUGGGAUUACAGUGUGACAGAAGAAGCCAUUAAAGAGGUGUUAGAAGAGCUGAACCAUGACCUCAAAAUUCCUUGCAACUUCACAUUGACAGCUGCUUGUUACGAUCCCAGCAAACCCCAAAAAAACAUGGAGCCAGUUCAUACCAUCAAUCCACAAACCACUGAGUUCUGUGCCCAGUUUGGCCUCACUGACAUCAAUGACAGGAUCCAGCAGGCUAAAGAAGAGAGCUCAGGACGAGGCGGAUGUGAAGAGGAGGAGGAAGAGGAGAUGGACAGUGCUGGGUCAGCCGAGGAACCCAGUGAAUACACUACAGAUAAUUCUGGCCUCUCAUCCUUUAAUCCAGAUGAAAUAAUGCUGGAUGAAGAGGGUGGUGAUGAAGACCUGAGUACAUGUUCUGUAGAUCCCUCCCCUGAUCACGCUCCCGAGUUCUCCACGAGCUUCUCCGACAUCCGGAUCAUGCCAGACUCCAUGGUGGUGUCGUCUGACGAUGCCACGGACUCCAACAACGAGGAACUGGAGAAGUCUGGAGGGAGCAAGCAGGUGGAGGAAAAGAGCUCCACUGAGAGGCCGUUAAAGCGCAUUGGUGGUGAUGAGAACGGGGACAGCGGCGUUAAGAAAAUCAAGAGAAGGAACCAAGCUAUCUAUGCUGCAGAGGAUGAAGAUAAAACAGAUUAAUAGUUCACAGGGUGUGUAACUAAGUUCUCCAAGCCUUUCUGUGGGAAGGUGGUGAGAAUUGUACUGGACCACAUGUGCUUUUAAUGUUACAUGAUCUUAGUCAUGUUACUUUGCUAAGCUCAGAGGCUGGACGUACUUCUUGCAGGGAAGGUGAUUUACACAGAAUAGACAUCAAAGAAAGAAGCUGAGGCUUUUCCAACAAAGUACUUUGUCAAAGGAUGUAAAGCUGGUAUAACCUUGAUUUUGCUUCAGUUCUUGGUGUAUGGUGUACGCUCCAUAUCUUCAGCUGAACAAGACUCACCAUGCUUGUUUAACAAGAACUCUUAAACUGUAGCCUGAGUCCAAGCAAGAGGAUGUCUGACUUACAAGACGGAAUGAUUUUAUUUUAUUGCUUUUAUCUUGUUUUAUACUGGAUUAUUAAUACAAAGUAGCAUAUGCAGUAACCCUGUGAAAUUUGAAAUUAGAAUUCCCAUGAUAACAGAACAGCAACAGAAGAAUGAAGAUUUUUGUUUCUGGUGAUAGUCAUGCCACAGAAAAACUUUGUGGUCAUAAACAGAAAAAUAUGUGUUGUCCAGGACUGGCUUUUAAUGACAGUUCUCAUAGCAAACCAGGUCUCUUGCUUUGGAGGACGACGGUUUUAUGGGGACCAUGGAAGGGUGCAUUUCUGUUCUUAAAAACACUUUUUUGUUCUAUUUCUUAAAACUUGAGAACGAUGUCUUAAAAUGAAAGUAGUUAGGAAGGACAGCUUCCUGAAUGUGGUCAGCACCACUAUCUCACCUCUGACUAAUUAGGGCUGAGUUUGGUGUUGGUGCAAGGCGGUGGGUGUGUAAGUUGUCUGAGACAGUAACACCUCCCAUUGUCAUUAGAGUCACCUUUCACUUGUCGUUUCAGUAGCUGUAACUUGCUGAACUCUUAAAACUGGAUUUAAAAUCUUCCAAAGCACUUUUGUAAUGUUCAGCUAAGGGAGAACUGAGGAGUUCAGGGUUUUUUUUUUUAAUUUUUGUUUUCAAUUUGUUUUUAAAAUAACACCAAAGAGCUGUGCUGAGCUCCUCAGCUGCCAGAAUAGAGACCCUCUUGGAAGCUUCCUUUUUUUUUUAUUCUUGCCCUGAAUUAUUAGUAAAUGGCACUCCUUUGGCCUGAGAGGCACAGGGAUAAAACUGAGUGAACUCAUGAAAAUGACAAUGUUUUCAAGCAUAUGUCGUUAGACUCAUUAGCCUUCCUGACAGAUGGAAUUCUUAGAUGGAAUUCCUUAUGGCUGUGCUGCCCUGCCCCAAGAACAAAAGUAGCUCCUGUGCUUUUCCUCCUCCAAGGUACAGGCACUGAGAAGGGAGAAGUCAUCCUGACAGGAACAGGGAACUGGACAGGGAGCAGUGAGUGAAAUACAUUUGUGAGUGUGAGUUGUGUAUCGGGGUUGGGAAUUGAUCUGUUUUUAAAUCACUUCCAUGGUCUGGAGUUCAUCUUGCUUCCUCUCCUGUCAAGCAGUUCAUUACAAAAACUAAACAUGUUAAGUACUCAAGGGCUAGAAAAGGGCAUAAUUAGUGCUCUCAACAGUUCAAUUAACAGCUCAUCUGUCAAAACAGCCACCAAAGAGCUGUGCUGAGGUAUGAGGAGAAACUGGGAGUAACCGGGGUGUGAUACUCAGGGUAUGUAAAAUGGCUGUGAACUGUCACUAAGUUAUUGAAGCAGAUGAGUCUCUUUAAGGGUCCUGGAUCUGCAGUGGUAAAAUCUUCAUCAUGCCUCAUGAUCUGAACACUAUAAUGGAAAUAGUGUUUUAAAUAUAAAUUCUGUUAUGGACUUGAAAAGCCUCCCAAGGAACCUACGCAUGGCAUUGAGCUCUCAGGUCUCUGCACAGGAAUAGAAGAUGUAUAGUGCAUGUAAUAGACUUUUCACUCUGAUUCCUUUUGUUUUUAAAAUAAACUUCUUUCCUGUGUUGUCCCA